Erinaceus europaeus (western European hedgehog) is the source of this 4276-nucleotide messenger RNA. RefSeq names its product aquaporin 9 (gene AQP9). Gene Ontology annotation, biological process: glycerol transmembrane transport; water transport. Gene Ontology annotation, cellular component: plasma membrane; basolateral plasma membrane. The coding region runs from base 361 to 1251 and encodes 296 amino acids. Lineage: Eukaryota; Metazoa; Chordata; Mammalia; Eulipotyphla; Erinaceidae. Gene Ontology annotation, molecular function: glycerol channel activity; urea transmembrane transporter activity; water channel activity. The transcript has 6 exons. The record is from RefSeq and is a predicted model, not a curated record.
UCUCUUUUCUCAUCUCUCAGACAACAACAGAAAAAAAAAAACCAACAGAGAGAGAGAGAGAGAGGGAGAAAGUACCUUGAGAAUAAAGGUAAUGAUUAAUCUGCCAGGCACAAAAAGAACCAUUUGGGGAUCUCAGACUCUCACUGGCUCAUUCAAGUAAACAGCAGUGAGCAGGGCAAGACAGUUUCACCAGAAGAACAUUAAGUCACAGGUUGGAAUUGGGACAGCCAGAGAACCUCACCCGGAAUCUUCAGGAACCUCAGAGCGGUUGUCUAAACAUCUGUCCACAUUCAUGUGUGAGUGAAGGCAGGACCAGUGGAAGCAGGUGCUGGUGGGGACAGUGGUCUUUGCAGAAGCUCUAUGAUGCAGCCUGAGAAGGGACACAGUGGGAAAAGCCUCAAACAGAGACUGGUGUUGAAGAGCAGCUUGGUUAAAGAAACCCUCUCAGAGUUCCUGGGCACCUUCAUCAUGAUUGUCCUUGGCUGUGGUUCUAUCGCCCAGGCCACCCUCAGUCGAGGAACUUUUGGAGGGAUUCUCACUAUCAAUGUCGGAUUUGCCAUGGCGGUCGUGAUGGCCAUUUAUGUGACAGGAGGGGUGUCAGGUGGCCACAUCAACCCAGCUGUGUCUUUGGCCAUGUGCCUCUUUGGGCGGAUGAAAUGGUUCAAGCUGCCUUUUUAUGUGGGAGCCCAGUUCCUGGGUGCCUUCGCAGGGGCUGCAGCCGUCUUUGGCAUCUACUAUGAUGGGUUUAUGUCCUUUGCUGGUGGAAAGUUGCUCAUAGAGGGAGAAAACGCAACAGCACACAUCUUUGCGACAUACCCAGCUCCCUAUCUGUCUCUGCCAAAUGCAUUUGCAGACCAGGUUGUGUCUACCAUGUUCCUCCUCAUGGUUGUCUUCGCCAUCUUUGACUCCAGAAACAUGGGGGUCCCCAAAGGCCUGGAACCCAUUGUCAUCGGCCUCCUGAUCAUUGCCAUCUCUUCCUCUUUGGGACUCAACUGUGGCUGUGCCAUGAAUCCUGCUCGAGACCUGAGCCCCAGGCUGUUCACUGCUUUGGCAGGUUGGGGUUUUGAGGUCUUUACAACCGGAAACAACUUCUGGUGGAUUCCCAUUGUGGGCCCCUUGGUGGGAGCUGUCCUUGGAGGCCUCAUCUACGUCCUUGUCAUUGAGAUCCACCACCCAGACGGUGAACUUAACUUUGAGACAGAACAGUCUGAUGGGAUGCCAGGGAAAUAUGAACUCAGUGUGAUUAUGUAGUAAUGCGCUCUGUCCUGCAUCUGCCGUUCAUUCAUCUGGAGGGUACGCUCUUUGGAAAAGAUGGCACCAGGUGUCUGUUUUCCUAGGACUCAGGUGGGAUCCACAGAGUUCUCUCUUCUAGUCAAGUGGGAUGCAAACUGGAACAGCGUUCGAGUGAAAGUUUGAAAACUCUGAUCUCUUCCCUGCCAAUCCCUCCCACCCUCAGCCCAAAUAGUUUCAACGGUUCCCUGAAACACCCUUCUCUGCUGCUCUGUUUUUUGUUUGUUUUGUUGUUGUUGUUGUUGUUUUUCUAAGUUUUGAUGGGUGUAAACUAAGUGAACACUAGUAAUUUGAAACCUUAUCCAUGAACUUAAUGGGAUGGCCUCAGCUGCGUUCCCUGUGUGCAAUUAUGUCACCAAUGAGUCUUGUCCAUAUUCGUGAAGAUGACAGUCUUGGUAUCAACCAGAAUUUCCAGUGGAUUGAAAGACACAGCAAUGGUUUCAGUCAAGAUGCCUAUGAUGAACCAGGGAGUGAACAGGUUAACUCUCCAGUGCUGUCAUGCCCUUGUGUUUGUCUAAAUUCUACUGUUCUUCAGGCAGCAGUAGAUUACAGCUGGAAAACACAGGAGAAAGAUAGCAUCCAGAAACCUCGGGAGACAUGACAGAUUUAUCUCUCCAUAAAAAAAUAAUAAUAAUGGAAGCCAUUUAUCAGAUUAAUCUCUUGCUCUUUCUGUUUUAGAGGACACCUAGUCUUGGCAAUUAGUAUAUAAUUCUCGUGAACUCCAUUCACAGCCUCAGUUGUGAGCAAAACACCCCUCUGUACUUUCAGCUUGAAUGUGUUUUCCUAAUUGCACACUGGAGGGCAGAUAUUUGACAUGCUUGGUCCAUGGCUGCCUUUAUUCUUUCAUCAUAUAUGUGCCCUAUGAGCCCAAAUGAAAACCAAUGGACACUUGUCUGCUAAAAUCCUCAGCGUGGAGGUCCCUGGAAAGACACCAUUUCCUUGUUGGACUUCACAAUUCACAAAGUACUUGCUAUGUGUUACUCCACUGAGUCCUCUCAGUGAAUGAAUGAGGUGAAAUGCCAUGUGGCAUGUUUUUUUUUUUUUUCAGACGAAAGAACAAGUCUCAGGGGCAUCGGUGAGUUGCCUGAGGUCACGUGGAAAGUUGGACGUCCGUCCACUGUAUCCUGGACCUUCCAGAGGAAGAGUGACUGGCUGAGAAUCUUGGCCAGCCCUUCCUGGCUGGAUAGAUAAACGGGAAUGAACAGGUGUCCAAACACAUCCACUUUCUGGACGUAGUAAUUCUCUGGAUGCUAAAUUACCAGGGUCUUUGGUAUCUGGUUUUAGCCCCGCUGUUACUGAAGGUCCUAGCAGAACAGUCGUCUUCCUCACUUGCUGGAAGAUAUGGCCAGAAGGCCUCGCUGCCUGGCUUGGUCUGAGCAAGCCAUGGUCUCCCUCUCCUGACAGUCCCCAGCAUUACAUCAGGGGAAGUUGGGGAGCUUCUCAUGGCCUGGCUUUCUUUGUAAGGUUCUCUAGUUGAUGUCACUUUGGUCAAAAGCUUUUUUGUGAAUUACAAAUCCCAAGUCAUUCCUCUCCAUGAAAUAACACAUCUUCAGCCUGACCUUUUUCAAGCAUAGCAGUCUUGGAAAGGUCCUUGCUGUGUGAUAAUGGAACAGCAACAUCCAGCUGUGAACUGUCUCUCUUCACCUGUGCUCUAUCAUCUCCUGAUAUAGGGAACUUUUCCUUUUGCCUCUAGGGUUAUCACUGGGGUUCCAUGCAUGCACUGAAUCCACUGCUCCUGGUGGCUAUUUUUUCCAUUUUAUUGGAUAGGGCAGAAAGAAAUUGAGAGAGGAGGGGGGAGAUAGAGAGGGAGAGAGAAAGAUAGACACCUGCAGACCUGUUGCACCACUCAUGAAGCAUUCCCCCCCCCACACACACAGGUGGGUAGUGGGGACCUUGAACCUGGAUCCUUGCUCAGGUUCUUGAGCUUAGUACCAGGUAUGCAACUCCUACCACAGACACACACAUACAGGAAACUCUUAGUGUGUCCUGAAACUACCUUGAUAUAAUCUUUUAAAAUCGGUCAAUCAGUCCUUGAAUCAACUGAAUUCAGCUGAGUCACCUGGCCUGUGUCACAACCAAACCUUGUCUAAAUGUUUGACAUACAGAAUCACAAGCAAGUAAAAUGGCUGCUAUUUUGUAUCAUUAAAAAAAAAAAAAAGGGGAGGUGUUGCUUUGGGUGGCUUGAAACUGCUAAGAACACAAGAUUCAGAGGUUGUCUCUCCAGUUUAUGACCUGAGAAUUCCUGGGGAGCCUCUAAAAGGAUAUACCAGCUGGAUUGAGAGGAUUGAGAGGCGAUUUGGUUGAACUGUCUGAGUGUCAAAUUUCUUUGAGGACCAUGCACUGUGGGGGUCAGGUAAUUCCUGGGGGAGGGAGGGUUCCAGGGUUUGAGUUCCUUGUGAAUUAGAGCUGUGGUGUUCUCCAGGGGAGAGUUCUAGGAUUCUAGAGUUCCCACCACCCCAUCUGCCACUUCUAACGUACCGACGUCUGGACACAUAUUUGGUUGUUUCAAACAAGGAGGAAGUGUCAUUGCCAUCUAGUGGGCAGAAAUAAGGAAUGAGGUUAAGUAUUCUGCUGUGUAUGUGUUGGCUCUGGCCUCCAAGAAAGAACCAUUAAGUUCAGUGCCAGGGAGCCAGAGCAGUGGCUGUGUACAGGGCUGGCAGACAAGAGCUCCUGGGUUCAAUCUCUGGCACUGCCACUAUUCAGAAAUGAGCUGUGCUGUGGUCAAGCAUCUUCAAGUUUAAAAUGCCCCCUCGUGAAGAGAUUGGGAGACACCCCCUGGGUUCCUGAAAAGAUGAGGAGAGGAGCAAGAGAAGACAGGAGAGCCCCUAUGCCCUGACUCACAUUCUGCUGAAACUGACGUGCUGCAAAUCAGGAACAGUCUUCUGGCUGAAUUAACAUUAGUUGAAGGCGAGGCUUGAGUUUUCAGGUUGAAGCAUGGAAUCGGUGAUCCACGGCAGAGCACAUUAAGUGUUGGCGGGUGGUAAAA